Molecule: messenger RNA, 5804 nt
Organism: Pleuronectes platessa (European plaice)
Lineage: Eukaryota; Metazoa; Chordata; Actinopteri; Pleuronectiformes; Pleuronectidae
Gene: plcb3
Product: phospholipase C, beta 3 (phosphatidylinositol-specific)
Exons: 34
Coding region: 568-4302 (1244 amino acids)
Biological process (GO): phosphatidylinositol-mediated signaling; lipid catabolic process
Molecular function (GO): phosphatidylinositol-4,5-bisphosphate phospholipase C activity; calmodulin binding; calcium ion binding
Source: RefSeq, a predicted model, not a curated record
CUCAGCUCAAUCUACCGCCGUCUCAAUUUCUAUUUCUCUCUCUCUCUCUCUCUCUCCUCUUGGAAUCUUCUCCGUUUGUCCCCCCCUUCGCAGAAAACAUGCAGGGAGGAGAGGAGGAGGAGAAACGAGAGUGAGGAAGCGGAGAAAGUUGGUCGGGCAGAGGAGCAGAUGGGAGGGAGGAAGGACAGGAUCGCUCGAGUGUCGCGACUGAUGAAUAAACAGAUAUAUGAAUCAAAGCCUAGAAUAAAAGGCGAGUUCUAGGCGCGCCGCCGCGGUGCGUGGACGCGGACAAGAUAGCGGCGGUGCGCGCUGGAGCAGCCGAGUCCUCAGCGGGUCCGACUCCUCAUGUUCUCCGAACUCUCGGCGAGGCUCCCUCAACUUUUCGGAGUCUGAAGAACUUCCCCCCGCGCCUCCGCGUCCCGGCCAGCACCCUCUCCCCGGAAGAGAAGACACAAGGACGCCGGUGGAGGCAGGAAGGGAGAGAGGAGUUUCUGUGUUCCCUCCGAGGAGUCCAGCUCGCCGCAGCCGGAGUUUAGGCGUCGGCGCCCGGGCAGGCAGUCCCUCGCCAUGGCCGGGGCCAAGCCGGGAGUCCACGCGCUGCAGCUGAAGCCCGUGUGCGUCCACGAAACGCUGAAGAAGGGAGGGAAGUUCAUCAAGUGGGACGAGGAGCCAAACAGCGGGCCUCCCACCCUGGUCACUCUGAAAGUUGACCCAGAUGGAUUCUUCCUCUACUGGACUGGAGGGUCCAACCUGGAGGUGGAGAUUCUGGACAUCAGCAACAUCAGGGACACCAGGACGGGAAAGUACGCCAAACUACCAAAGGAUGCGAAGUAUCGGGAAGUGCUCGGCUUCAGCAGGGGUCCGAACGUCGAAGGGAAGAUGUUAACUGUCGUCCACAGCACCGACCUGGUCAACAUCUCCUUCCUCAACUUCCAGGCGAUGCAAGAAGAUACAGCCAAGAUUUGGACGGAUGAGCUGUUCGCCCUGGCCACAAACAUACUUUCCCAGAAUGCAUCACGGAACACCUUCCUCCUCAAAGCGCACACAAAGUUAAAGCUGCAGGUGAAUCAGGACGGCAAGAUUCCGGUGAAGAACAUUCUCAAGAUGUUUUCUGAUAAGAAGAAGGCAGAGACGGCUCUGGAGCAGUGUGGCCUCAUGAAUAACAAGUGCGAGGGAAUAAAGCCAGAUGAUUUCACGUGGGAGGCCUUUGAAAAGUUUCUGGACAGCCUCUGUCUCCGGCCUGAGAUACAAAGCAUCUUCGAGGAAAGCGGCUCCAAGAGGAAGCCGUUUAUCUCCCUGGACCAGCUGAUGGAAUUCAUCAACCGCAGGCAGCGAGACUCCCGACUGAACGAGGUGCUCUACCCCCCGCUGAAACUAGAGCAGGUCCGACAGAUCAUGGAGAAAUACGAGACCAACAGCAGCCAGCUGGAGAGAGACCAGAUCAGUUUAAAGGCUUUCAGCCGCUACCUGGGAGGAGAGGAAAACGGCAUCGUGCCCUCGGAGCGACUGGACGUCCUCGACGAUAUGAACCAACCGCUGUCGCACUACUUCAUCAACUCCUCACACAACACGUACCUCACAGUGGGUCAGCUGACCGGCCUGUCGUCGGUGGAGAUGUACAGACAGGUGCUUCUGACCGGCUGCCGCUGUGUGGAGCUGGACUGCUGGAAGGGCCGGCCGCAAGACGAGGAGCCGUACAUCACCCACGGCUUCACCAUGACCACGGAGAUCUCCUUCAAGGAGGUGAUUGAAGCGAUAGCGGAGAGCGCCUUCAAGACUUCGCCGUACCCCCUCAUCCUGUCCUUUGAAAACCACGUGGAUUCGGCCAAGCAGCAGGCCAAGAUGGCAGAGUACUGCCGGACCAUCUUUGGAGACGCCCUGCUCAUCGACCCACUGGAGAAAUAUCCGCUGAUCCCAGGUCAGCCGCUCCCGUCGCCUCAGGAGAUGCUGGGGAAGAUCCUCAUUAAAAACAAGAAGAAGCACCAUCACCACCGACCCUCGAGCAGCAUACGACGCAGGGAGCUGGAGGAGCCGUCGUCCCCCAACAAUGACUGUCCGUUGACAGAUGGCGAGGGGAGCCAGCUGCUGUCCAACGGGGAGGAGAAGCUGGCUGAGAGGAUGGUCAAAGACUUGGAGCCUCGCAAGUCCAUCGGAGGAGAGGGGGAAAGCGAGGAGGACGAGGAGGAUGAAGCUGUGACGGAGCCGAAGAAGCCGAACACUGACGAGGGCACGGCCAGCAGUGAGGUGAACGCCACGGAGGAGAUGUCCACCCUCGUCAACUACAUCGAACCCGUCAAGUUCAAGAGCUUCGAGGUGGCAACCAAGAGGAAGAAGUACUUCGAGAUGUCGUCUUUGGUGGAAACCAAAGGCAUGGACACGCUGAAGAGCUCCCCUUUCGAGUUUGUCGAGUACAAUAAGAACCAGCUGAGCCGGAUCUACCCGAAAGGCACGAGGGUGGACAGCUCCAACUACAUGCCGCAGCUCUUCUGGAACGUCGGUUGCCAGAUGGUGGCGCUAAACUUCCAAACUCUUGACCUGCCCAUGCAGCUAAACAUGGGGGUGUUUGAGUAUAACGGCAACAGCGGCUACCUGCUGAAGCCCGAGUUCAUGAGGAGGACGGACAAACACUUUGACCCUUUCACGGAGGACAUAGUGGACGGGAUCGUCGCCAACACAGUCAAAAUUAAAGUGAUCUCAGGCCAGUUCCUCACGGACAAAAAGGUGGGCGUGUACGUGGAAGUGGACAUAUUUGGACUUCCUGCUGACACAAAGAGGAAGUACAGAACCAAAACGUCCAAUGGGAACUCGCUGGACCCCGUGUGGGAUGAUGAAAUGUUUGUCUUCAAUAAGGUGGUCCUCCCUACGCUUGCCUCCCUGAGGAUAGCAGUGUUGGAAGAAAAUGGGAAGUUUAUCGGUCACCGCAUCCUCCCGGUGUCGGCCAUUAGACCUGGUUACCACUACAUCAACCUGAAGACGGAGUUGAACCAGCCGCUCCUCCUGCCGUCCCUGCUGGUUUACACUGAGGCUCAGGACUACAUCCCUAAUGAGCACCAGGAGUACGCAGAGGCUCUGACCAACCCCAUCAAGCACAUCAGUCAGUUACACAGGAGGGAGACACAGCUGGCUGUUCUCAUUGAGGACAACAGUGAGCUUGACCCCGACCAGCCCAAAGACGGAGAGAACAAGGAGUGUGAAGUCAUUUCCUCCCCCUCCCACGACUCCGCCCCCAGCCAAUGGGACGAAGCCCGCGACAUCAUCCCAUCUCCUCCACCAGCACCGACUCAGAAGGAGGACCUCAUAGCCACCGUUCUGACAGACGUCCAGGUUCACUCCAUCGAGGAGCUGAGGCAGCAGAAGUCCUACAUGAAGCUACUGAAGAAGCAGAGCAAGGAGCUCAAAGAGCUGCGGAAGAAACACCUCAAGAAGGUGUGGAAUCUGAGUAAGGAGCAGAAGAAUAAAGGUAGCAAGCUUCAGUCCGACACCCAGAGGAGACGCAGUCAGGUGGAGAAUCGUCUCAAACGUAGCAUUAAGAAAAAUGAACCACAUGAGCCGGUGCAGCGGGAGUUGACAGCGUUGGACCAGGAGCUGGAGAAGCAGACGGUGCAGCUGAGGGAGUGGCAGUUGAAGGAGCUGCUGAAAGUACGACAAGAGCUUCACCUGCUGGAGAGGGAGAAGCAACAAGUACAUCUGCAAGAGACCUUCCAGAAGUUAAACGACACAGCCCGUGAAUGCCAAGAAGUUCAGCUGAAGAAGCUCAGGGAGCUGUGUGAGAAGGAGAAGAAAGAGCUCCAGAAGAUCUUGGACAGGAAGCGACAGAACAGCAUCUGUGAAGCCAAAACCCGCGACAAAGAGAAGGCUGAAACGGAACUGAGUGAGAUCAACAAGAAACAUAUUCAAGACUCUGUCACCUUAAUCCGCGGGCUGGAGCAGGCUCAGAUCAGGAGACAGGAGAAGGUGGAGCUGAGGCAGCUGGAGAUUAUGCAACACAUAGUCGAGGAGCUCCCACUGCUUAAGUCCCAGUUAGAGAGGGAGCUGGAGGAGGAGUACCAGCGCCUGCCGGAGGAGAUCUGCCAGCACCUGCAGCUGGAGCUGGAGAACAAAGGUCUCCGCAAGGACGCCCUGUUCUCGCCCUUCUCCAACCACAGUGGCUCCGACUCCAACUGCUCCACGCCCUCCUACCCGUCCACGCCCAACCGGUGCACCUCUAAUAGGUGCAUGGACAGUAGCACCACCUCACUGGCCGACUCCAGCUCCUCGUCCACCACUCCCGGCCUGUCGGAGGUGGAGAUGUCCUUUAGUUGAAGUGACUAAAACUAUUACGUGUAAAAAGGAAGAUACAUUCAACUGGGGUCUAUAAUGAUUAAUAUGUGGGAUAGUAAUGAUAUAGAUUAACUAAUUUUAUUCCUUUUAUUACAGAAUGUUUUAUUUGUGUCUACAGAGCUUUAAUAUUUUUAUUUUGCAGUCAGACGACACAUCGUGCCAUUAGUUGGAAGAUUUCAUAUGAAUCAUAUCAAAACAUCUGUUUUUACAUUUCGUUGUUUUUCAUUUUAAUCUUUUUUACCUUAUUCUUUGCAUCCGUUCUAUUUUUGUUCCGGUCAUUAAGCUUUGCUACAGUUUUCCCACAACAGAUUUGUUUUCACACUGUUUUCGGUGAAACUUGUUUGUGGUUUUAACCAUUUUUAUAGAAAAGGUUUCAGAGGUUUAUCUGUAAUGUCAGUCGGUGACCAGUAGGUGGUGGUGCAACCUCCUGAUGACUUCCAGCUGCACGUUGACAUUUUAAAGUAAAAACAUACUUUACACUAAACCCCUGUUUGUUUUAUUCUAAAUCACCAUUCGAAGCAAACACAUGAGGGUUUACGAAUCAUAGCGUUUACUCGAUUUGAGAAAUGAUCAUUGUCACAUUUUCUCAGGGAGGGACCACUCUCCAAAUUUGAAGCAUUCCCUCUUCUUGCCGUCGUGGAGAACUGUAGUUCAGCUCCUGUUUCCAGAGUCGACAUAGGAACAACUAAUAGACACUUAACAUCAGGGUAUUUAUUCAAGGUACUACAUUCAAAUUUAGCGGUACUUUAAAAAAAAUCUGUGGUUUUACUUCCGUUCUCUUUUUUAAAUAUUGUAAAUGAUUGUUGCUUUUCCAUUCUUUUCCACUUUGAGGGGUAAAAUGUUGGCACUGUGUGUGUGUGUGUUUGGCUGUACGUGAAUUUUACUACUGACCACAAGUGCUGCGGGGGGGGGAGGUUAAGGACGACCUGAGAGAGUCCCAUCUUGUCCUCCCUCCCUUCGAUGAGCACUGACUGCCUGUCUGUCUGAUUUCCCCCCACCCCCCCUCGUAUUCGCAUGCACACAUACCCCCCUUGUAAACUAUUAUCUAUUUAAAUGGAAUUUAAACAACAUUUCUUUUCUAUUGUGGUUAUUUCAAGUUUUUUGCGGCUGGAAAAAGAUUUAAAUUCGCUUUUCAUGAUUUGCAGUGGAAAAAGUUUUUCCCAUUACAAUUUUAAAUCGUGUUUUACUGUGUCUGAAAACAGCAUGAAGCCUUUCUGAAAAUUUGAGUUACAGUAAAAACCUACUUCAGCUCAACUUACCCAUUCUUGUAAUGCCCUCAUUCUAGGUGCGUUAGCGUAACUUCUCCCAUAAACGCUUACACACCUCCAAGCAAAUAAGUAUCUGAGUGCAAGCAGAGCAUAUUUUAAGAACAAGCGCAGGGUUUUGAGUGAGAGCAUUACAGCAUCUGUUAACGUGAAAUCGCUCCUGUGACAUGGACUUCAAUAAAACCACUUUCCACUGGGAUUUACUUGUGUAAAAAUGAA